CCUCGCUAUUUUAUUUCAUAAAUUUAAAAACAUGGCAUCAAAUUUACUCCCAGAAUGUUUAGAGAAAAUUUUUACAAAUCUUCUCAACCCUUCCAAUCCUAUUUUUUCCAAUUCCGUUGAAACUUGUGAAAUAAAAGAUUUAUAUUCUUGUACAUUGGUUUCACGAUAUUGGUGUCGAAUUUCAACACCGAUUUUAUAUUCUCAUCCAUUCAAUUAUUUCCAUCAUUUGAAAGGCGGUAAAAAAUCUCAAACGGAGAAAGAUUUUCAAGAUUAUUACAAAUUAAUCAGAACGUUAUUAACUUGUAUUCCACAUUCUGAGAUAGAAGAAAUAGUUAAUUCAGUUUAUGAAAAAGGAUCAUCUAUCGAACCUAUUGAAUCAGUAGUUUCACCAACAUUUAAUUAUGUUAAAUUUAUUCAUGAGUUACUUUUUGACGAUAAAUUCUUUCUGAAUCAUGGUAAAGAUAUUUGGACCCCUUCUUACAUUCCUAUUAAAGAUAUUCCAGAUACUGAUACCUAUAAAUUAUACGAUUCAUUAAUCAACCAUCUUGUUAAAUACUUGAUUGAAAAUUGUAAUAAUUUAACAAGGUUGGAAAUUUUACGCAAUAAAUUACAAGUUGAUCUAAUGAAAUCAUUAGUAAAGGACAGAUUAAGCGGAUUAAGAAAAUUAUCUUUAAAAGGAACUGGAAAAGAAAGAUAUGAAAAUGAUGAAAUGAGUUUAAUACAACUUUACACUACCUUAUCUACAACUACCUUAAACCUUGAAAUUCUCCAUAAUGGUGAAAUCAUAUCCCUUGAACAUGCAAAUGCAUUAUCAUCAUUAAUUUCCGCGCAAAAAAAAUUAAAACUUAUUACAUUAUCGGAUAGUUUAAGAGCUAGUGUAACCAAUAUUCAAUUAUCUGGAUGGUAUAAUGUUGUGUUUAAUUCAUUAAGCACACAAAAAGGAUGGUUAGAAAGAUUGGAAUUGGUUUAUUUAUCUUUUGAAGGUAUUGAUGAAAAGACCUUAAAUUCAUUAUGUUCGCUUAAACAUCUUAAGGAGUUAAGAUUAGAAAUGUGCAAAUUUCUUAGGGUAAGUCUAUUACAGAAUUGGGCGGAAAGUUUAUCAAAUCUUAAAGUACUUGAAUAUAAAGCUUUUUCUCCAUCAUAUCAUUCAUCUGACUUUGAAUUUUUAACCCUAAUCCUUAAGUCUUCUUCGAAUACCUUAAAUAAAUUAGUAUUGGAUUAUAAUAGAAUUAUAGAUCAAGGUUUCACUUUAGUCAAAGAUAUUCUAAUUUAUUCACAGAAUCUAACUCAUUUAGAACUACCUCAUAUAUAUCCACCUGAACUGAGGAAUAUAUUUAAAUCAUGUACGGAUCUUGUUUAUUUUAGUUUUAUUUUAGCAUAUCAUGGUGGAUGGGAACCAGAUUUUAGGCAUAUGGGUAAACUUGUUCCUAAUAGUGUAGAAAUGAUUCAAUUUAAAGAUACGCAACUUUUGGAGAUAAAAAGUGAAUCAUUGGUAAAUUUUUUAGAAGAUUGUGUAAAUAAUGGUGGUAAAUUAAAGAUUUUAGAAAUUACUGGAAAGUGUAAAGUGCCCAAAUUUUAUUUUGAUGCUGUAACACAUUCUAAAGUACAAUUAAUUAAAUUGGAAUAAUUAGGGGGAAAUAUUUAAGUUAAUUCCAGUUAAUUAAAGAUAAUUAAGUUAAUUCCAGUUAAUUAAAGAUA
Messenger RNA from Rhizophagus irregularis DAOM 181602=DAOM 197198, 1698 nucleotides. RefSeq lists its product as uncharacterized. The record is from RefSeq and is a predicted model, not a curated record. NCBI's taxonomy places the organism in Eukaryota, Fungi, Glomeromycota, Glomeromycetes, Glomerales, Glomeraceae.